AUGGAGUUGGAAGAGGAUGACAAUGGCACUACCAUGGAUUGGUGUGAUAUCAAGGAUUCAGAGGACCCUGAGUAUAGACCAAAGAAAGAAGGGGAGGUUCUGUUUUUGUUUCAUAACAACAGAUUUGAAAAGAUCAGGAUGGAUGGCCCGGAAUGCCGUAAUGAUCGCAGAGUGGAGAUGUCAGAAGCAAUUAGAGAUAUUGGUGAAUCGCCAAAGAGUUCAAUUUCCCUUCCCAUGAAAAAGGAUGUUGGAAAGUGGGCAACCUUGUUUCUAGCUUAUGAAACGCUUGGAGUUAUUUAUGGAGAUGUUGGCACUUCACCCCUCUAUACCUUCAAUUUUCUUACUGUAAAUCAUGGAGAAGACAAGAAUCAUAAACCGACGAAGGAGGAUAUUUUGGGAUAUCUGAGCAUCAUAUACUGGUCAUUAACAUUCAUCAGCCUCAUCAAGUAUAUCUUGAUUGUUAUCAGAGCAGAUGCUCACGGAGAAGGAGGAACAUUUGCUCUAUAUUCAUUGUUAUGUCGGCAUGUCAAUAUGGGGCAAAAUGGUGGAACGCAGUUCGAACAAUUUCCUCCGAAUUAUAGUUUAACCCAUUUUGGAAAACGAUAUAAUCUGAGAAAUCUUAACUACAAGAUAAAGGAACUGCUUGAGAAGAGUGCAGUGGCACAGAGAGUUCUGCUUAUUUUUGUGAUGAUUGGCACCUACAUGGUGAUUGGCGAUGGAGCACUCACCCCUGUAAUUUCAGUGUUGUCUGCUGUCGAAGGAAUUCAAGUAGAGACCUAUAGACUCGGCAGAGAUGCUGUUCUGGGCGUGUCAGCUGCAAUCCUUGUACUACUCUUUCUUGUUCAAAUAUUUGGUACUGGUAAAGUGAGUUUUCUAUUCUCCCCUAUAGCGAUUGUUUGGUUCGUUAGCAAUGCCAUUAUUGGAGUAUAUAACAUUAUUAAAUACUACCCGGGAGUAUUCGAGGCAAUGAGCCCUUACUACAUAGUCCGUUUCUUUCAAAAUAAUGGGAAACAAGGAUUGGUGCUCCUUGGAGGCACAGUCUUAGCUGUAACAGGUUCUGAGGCUAUGUUUGCUGACUUGGGCCACUUCAAUCAGGAUUCCAUCCAGAUUGCUUUCUCUUUUCUGGUCUACCCUGCCCUGAUUCUGGCAUACUCGGGGCAAGCAGCUUAUUUGAUCAAGAAUAAAGAGGACGUAGAGAAUGUAUUCUACAAAUCAUUACCAAAAAACAAGGCAGUGUAUUGGCCAAUGUUUGUUGUUGCCACUUUAGCGGCCAUAGUUGCCAGUCAAGCAUUGAUUUCGGCAACCUUCUCAAUCAUAAAGCAAUCUAUGGCACUAGGUUGCUUCCCUCGGGUGAAGAUUAUUCAAACAUCAAAAGACAAGGAGGGUCGGAUCUACUCUCCAGAGAUUAACUACAUAUUAAUGAUUCUCUGCCUUGCAAUACUCUUGGGUUUCAAAGAUGGUACCUCAAUUGGAAACGCCUAUGGUGUUGCUGUGGUUUCCGUGAUGCUUAUUACAACAUGCUUGGUGAGCGUGAUCAUGCUUGUAGUUUGGAACAUACAUAUAUCACUUAUACUGCCCUUCUUUAUAGUCUUUUUCCUGAUCGAAGGUAUUUAUCUGUCAUCUCUAUUGAAUAAGGUACCGCAAGGUGGUUGGGCUCCGUUUCUAAUUUCGGUAUUCUUUCUGAUCAUAAUGUUCUUUUGGAAUUAUGGGCGGAAUAAGAAGAAUACAUAUACAAUGGAGAAAAAAUUAAGUCCACAAGAUGUGAAUGAACUGGUUGCCAAAGUGGGCUACAGAGUACCAGGAGUUUCUUUCUUUUGCAGUGACCUCCUCUAUGGUUUGCCACCAAUGUUUAGGCACUAUGUGAAUACUAUGGGUUCUCUUCAUGAGAUUCUUAUUUUUCUUACAGUAAGAGUGCUUCCAGUCAAGAGUGUGCUAAUAGAAGAGAGAUACCAGGUUCGGAGACUGGGACCAAAGGGUACCUACAGAUGUAUAGCUCAAUAUGGUUAUAUGGAUGACCCGAGCUUUGAAGGAGAUGAAUUUAUAAACCAGGUUAUUGAAAGCAUAAAAGAAUACAUCAGGACCACUAGUAGAGAAGGUCGGGAUCAGAGCAGGACUUUAGUGGCAGAGAAUAACUUCUCUGCAUAUGAGGAAGUGCAACAGCUUGAAUUGGCAAAGAAUGUGGGGGCAAUGUUUGUGUUGGGGAAAACUACACUCAAAACUAGUGAGAAGACUGGUGCUUUUGAGAGAUUUGUGAUUGACAAUAUCUAUGAUCUUCUUGAAAAGAAUUGCAGAUCAACCAUUUCCACCUUGCACGUACCACUUGCACGACUCUUUCAAGUUGGAAUGGUGUAUGAAAUAUAA
Molecule: messenger RNA, 2361 nt
Organism: Cryptomeria japonica (Japanese cedar)
Lineage: Eukaryota; Viridiplantae; Streptophyta; Pinopsida; Cupressales; Cupressaceae
Product: potassium transporter 26-like
Exons: 9
Coding region: 1-2361 (786 amino acids)
Biological process (GO): potassium ion transmembrane transport
Cellular component (GO): membrane
Molecular function (GO): potassium ion transmembrane transporter activity
Source: RefSeq, a predicted model, not a curated record